AUGGCCGAACCAACAGAGAAACCGGUCGUCAUGCUACUCUCUCUCAAGGGCGAGCCGCACUUUGACACGAUGUACAGCAAUCUCCUCGCCCAUCUCAGCACCAACGCCCGUAUCAAGGCGUCCAACAGCGCAUCCGCAACUCUCGACCACCUCGCCGCCAACCAGCCGGCUGCCAUCUUGAUCACCGAUGCCGCGUUAGUAGGCGGCGCCGCCCCCAGGAGCGACGCGUUCGCGUCUGUCCUCGAGAAGCUCAACGGCUACGUGCGGGCCGGCGGCACGGCCAUCUUCUGCUGCCAUUUCGCCAGCUACGCUCCUCCCGUGGACGGCGCUCUCGACGGCUUCUUCGCCGACGCCUUCGGGCUGCCCUGGCGGCGCGGCAGUUACUAUCGCACGACGUUUGCGCUGAAUGCGGCUGCGGCGAGACACGUGGGCCAAGCGCAGCAGCGGCGGCGGCGCUUGGCGGCGGCGUACAGCCAGAAGGCGGUGCAUCUGCGGGAUGUGGAGAGUGCGCAGGCUGUGUACUUGCCCACGGCGGAGAGUAAGCUCGAGAGUCUUGUCUUCACCGCGGAGAGUAUUGAGGAUCGCGAGCAGACGCCUGUUGCGUGGGCGAGGGUGGGGGAGGGCUGGGUGGGGUAUGUUGGGGAUGUCAAUGCGGAGGAGGAGAGUGAUGAGGUUAUCCUCGCUAUGUGCGGCUUGUAA
Messenger RNA from Lasiodiplodia theobromae, 699 nucleotides. RefSeq names its product Transcription factor. The coding region runs from base 1 to 699 and encodes 232 amino acids. NCBI's taxonomy places the organism in Eukaryota, Fungi, Ascomycota, Dothideomycetes, Botryosphaeriales, Botryosphaeriaceae. The record is from RefSeq and is a predicted model, not a curated record. The transcript has a single exon.